GUCAAAAUCAUAUGUGGUUGUUUUGAUGUCGGUUAAAAACAUUUUUUGAAAAUUGAAUUAUGGCAGACCCCGAUGAAAGUGACAUGGAUCUAAACGUACCCAUGGAAAUGGAAAAUGGCCACAUAACCCAGUCAUCCGAGGAAAAUUCUGAUGCCGAUGUGGAAACGUCUGAUGAAUAUGAGCAAUUAAUGAAUGCGACCGGAGAAUAUGAUAGAGACUUACCUACAUCCCAUGGAUAUUUGGGCACUUUAAAUCCACUAAGUGGCUAUACAAUAUUUGAAGAUGGAGCAGUGUUACAUAUAAUAGCGAUAUAUACCAGUACUUUGGUAUUUCCUGGAUUUACAUUGCCCCUAGUCAUGAGCAACCAUUAUGAAAAUAGAGUAAUGCAGACAUUUAUAAAUGAAAAUAAUAAGGUUUUCGUGCUACUGUGUGCCAAUUCGGGAUACAAUGGUUUGUUUGAGUUCGGCAUCACAAUGGAAAUAUUUGAAACUUCCAUCAAGAACAAUGUGUUGCAUAUAAAAGCCAAGGGCAGACAAAGGUGUAAGCGAUUGCCGAUGUCUAAUGUUGAAAAUGUUGCUGGUCGCAUCAAGCUGGUUAAUGUUAAAAUUUUAGCUGAACCGCCCAUAGUUCCACCGCUAAGCGAUACUCAGCUUUUAACAUUAAAGGGUAGAAGGCAAUGGAAGUUGAAUGAUUUCAAUGACCUGAAAAAAAUUCAUAAGUAUAGAAGGUAUCAUUUGGCGCAGUAUCCGAACCCCGGAUGGAUUUACGAUCACAACGAGGUCAGCUUCUUCAUGAACACUCUCAGGGAAGGAUUGAAGUCUUACGGGGACGAAUAUAUACCCAGCGAUCCCGAAAAGUUUUCCUAUUGGUUCGUACAGAACUACCAGUUGAGCGUCAUGGAGCGGCUCAGAAUAUUGGAGUUGAAAACCACUCUGGAACGGCUCAAAUUGGAGUGUAUUUACUUAAAACUGGAACGGAAAAUGUGCUGCAACAUUUGCGAAUCGGAGAUCACCGAUCCGGAUAAAGUGUUCGCCAUGUCGAAAGACGGAUGGGUGGGCAAUUACGUGAACCCGGGCGGUCAAGUGUACGAGACGGUGACCGUCUUGGAAGCUAGAAACUUCAAUUUGGUGGGUACGGCUUCGCGCAAUUUCUCUUGGUUUCCAGGAUAUUCUUGGACCAUCAUGCAAUGCAGCAGUUGCAACAACCACCUCGGGUGGAAGUUUGGCAGCAAUAAUUUGACUCCCAGGGAGUUUUACGGUCUGGCCAAGUCCGGGUUCAAGGUGGUCAUUCCGGAGAAGCCCAGACCGCCGGACCUGGAGGAGCUCCAAUCCGCGAGGAUCACGUACGCUUUCGAUUAUAUUGGUUUGUACUGAGUACGUUGGGCGUGGGUAUUUUCAUUUUGUUGAGAUUUAUUUUACUUAAUGUACAGUUAACUAAUUGCCUUGUAUUAUUUUUACCUCGUUGCCGACUACCUAUUUUAAACAAAUUAUUAUUCGUAAAAAGAAGUCCAGGGAGAAUAUGCUGGAAAUGAUAAAUUGUUUUUAUUAUUAUUACAUAUAAAAUUGCUAGAAAAUUCCGUUUUCUUCGGUUUUAGUGUCUAAAAAAAAUGCAGAUAAAAACGUGUAACACAUUAUGGUUAUUAUUGAUAUUUAAGGCAGAAAAUGGCAAAAAUUAAAAUUUCACUUACCAGAUCAUCAGUUGAUAUUUUUUAAAAAUCUGUUUUGAUGUCUUUAUGACUGAAACACGUUCGUUAAACUUUAAUUAACGACAUUUAUUUAUUUAAUUAUUGUAUUCGGCGACACAGUCGAUAGCCCUUUUUAGUUGUUUUUUUUUUUUUCUAGUAAAAUAAAUGUUAUUUCUAUAAUCACUCAAUAGAAAAGAUUCUAGAACCGUGAGGUGUGGACUGUAAGCUGGCCAUAUUGUUGUUCCAUGUUUAUAUUUGUUGUUGUGCUAGUCCAUUGGUCUAGACAGAUUCGUUCAGUGGAAUAUUACUUAUAAAUUCGUCUACACUUUCUGGUAUAAUUUUUUGAUAUCCAUCACCUACAUACAAUUUUGCUUUUUUUUUUUUGGUAUAACAUGGAAGAAAUUUUCCAGUUGUACCCUAUAACUUUUUUUCUAAAAUCUAAAGGAAAAAACUUGUGUGAACUAAUUAAAACUAAUAUACAAAUAUUGGAGAUAUCAUCAAAAAUGACGUGGAAAAAGUUUAUACACGACAAG
Molecule: messenger RNA, 2217 nt
Organism: Cylas formicarius (sweet potato weevil)
Lineage: Eukaryota; Metazoa; Arthropoda; Insecta; Coleoptera; Brentidae
Gene: ohgt
Product: protein cereblon
Exons: 9
Coding region: 60-1373 (437 amino acids)
Source: RefSeq, a predicted model, not a curated record